Molecule: messenger RNA, 321 nt
Organism: Talaromyces rugulosus
Lineage: Eukaryota; Fungi; Ascomycota; Eurotiomycetes; Eurotiales; Trichocomaceae
Exons: 2
Coding region: 1-321 (106 amino acids)
Biological process (GO): copper ion import; iron ion transport; intracellular iron ion homeostasis
Cellular component (GO): plasma membrane
Molecular function (GO): ferric-chelate reductase activity
Source: RefSeq, a predicted model, not a curated record
AUGUUAUCAAAGCAUAUGAGCGAAAAUGUUGAUCGUGAUGAGAACGUUGUGCUUGUGGCCCAUGGCUUUGGGAUCGCCGCGAUGGUCCCGUAUUUCAAGAAGCUAGUCUAUAGCUACAAUACUUCAGUUUCUCGCGCGAGACGAGUGCAUCUGGUCUGGCAGGUCAAGACUAUUGGACCUCUGACAGUAUCAGAUAUCCCGAUCGCCAUGCAACCCAUCCUGAAUAGUCUUCUUGACGGUGACGUCUUGAAGAAGCGUUAUAUUUUGACCAUUUUGAUUUAUGUGGCAUCGGGUACUGUACCAUUAUCGGAGAUGUCAUGA